This is a messenger RNA of Acanthoscelides obtectus, 225 nucleotides long. NCBI's taxonomy places the organism in Eukaryota, Metazoa, Arthropoda, Insecta, Coleoptera, Chrysomelidae. The record is from the annotation of a GenBank genome assembly.
AUGCACGUGAGCGAAAGGGCCUGCACAGCGCUCUUGAAUGGACUGAAGCUCACUAAAUGGACCACACUGUUGAAGCGGCCCAAGUCAUGUGUUGCCGCUUCCAGUUGGGGCAGGAGCAUGCCCACCUCUUCGAACUCAUUGACAUUGAAUACUGCGUACCCCGCAGCAUGUUCAAAUAACACGUACCACUUUUCAGGCUACAAACAAAAUCACGCACACCAAUAA